Molecule: messenger RNA, 405 nt
Organism: Camellia sinensis
Lineage: Eukaryota; Viridiplantae; Streptophyta; Magnoliopsida; Ericales; Theaceae
Source: RefSeq, a predicted model, not a curated record
AUCAAGAAACCAAUUGAAGUUUCAACUCCAAAAUAUGUUGAAUAUUUGAUGGACUGGAUUGAAUCUCAAUUAGAUGAUGAAUCCAUAUUUCCUCAAAGGCUUGGUGCCCCCUUUUCUCCCGACUUCAGAGAAGUUGUGAAAACUAUAUUCAAACGCUUGUUCCGUGUUUACGCUCAUAUUUAUCACUCUCAUUUCCAAAAGAUUGUAAGUCUUAAAGAGGAGGCCCAUCUAAAUACCUGCUUCAAGCAUUUCAUAUUGUUUACCUAUAAAUUUGGACUGAUUGACAAGAAGGAGCUAGCUUCACUUCAAGAGCUUGUAGAAUCCAUUGUUGUCCCUUACUAAACCGGUGUGCACUUCCUGAUAGAAUCAACUAUCUAAGGGACACAAUAAGCUGAUGUAAUAAUU